CCCGCGGCCGCCUGUCCUACCCGCGGCCCUGCGUGACCCGGCAGUGGUCCCGCGGCGCUUCCGGGCUGCGGGGUUCCGACCGUGCAGCCCGCUUCUCCGGCCCGGCCCGGGUAUGUGAACGCCGGCGCCUUCUCCCGCGGAGUGAAUUCCCAAUGUCCUGCCAUGGAUGAUGACAGCCAGGAUGAGCUCAUAAACAAGAAUGCUGCGCUAAGCAAGAGCAAAAAGCAAUGUCUUGUCCUCCUCAGUGAGACAGAAAGCAAUGGUGGAAAUAGCUGUGAUUCAGAAGAUGAUACCGGAAGCGAGAGUGACACUGAGGAUGAAGGAGGUGAGGAGGACAAAGAAGAAAGUGAAGAUGAAGAGUUAGAGGAUUGUGAAGAUGAUGAUGAAGAAGCGGAAGAGGAGGAAGAAACUGAAGCUACUGGGGGAGGAAUGACAGAUUCUCUGAAAUUAGAUCCAGACAUCAACAGAGUGAAUGUUUCCUCUGAUGAGGAUGGAGAAAACUGCCCCAUUUGCCUCAACACGUUUAGGGGUCAGGUUGUUGGGACUCCAGAGAGCUGUUCCCAUUACUUCUGCUUGGACUGCAUUGUGGAGUGGUCUAAGAAUGCAAACUCCUGUCCGGUAGAUCGAAUCCUCUUCAAGUACAUCAGCAUUCGGGCACAUUAUGGUGGUAAAAUCUUAAAAAAGAUUCCUGUUGAGAACACAAAAACUCAGGAUAGCAAUGGAGAGGAUGACCCAACAUUCUGUGAGGUGUGUGGCAGAAGUGACCGCGAGGACCGCCUGCUGCUGUGUGAUGGCUGUGAUGCAGGUUACCACAUGGAAUGCCUUAAUCCACCUCUGAGUGAAGUCCCUGUGGAUGAAUGGUUCUGUCCUGCCUGUGCCCCCAUGGGUGUCAGUGCUACUGCAGAUACAGAUCAUGUCAGUGAAGAGGAGGUCACUGCCCUCAUGGCUGAUGCUGCUCCCACCACCAGCAGGCUGCGGCCCCACGUCCGCACGCGGGCGAUCGCCAGGACUCGGCAGAGUGAGCGGGUCAGGGCAACGGUGAACAGGAACCGGAUAACAACGGCGCAGCAGAUCCAGCAUGUGCCACGGUACCUCAUGUCCUCUCUUCUGGAUGAAACAAUUGAGGCAGUUGUAGCAGGUCUCAACACAGCCAUCUACCAGCGUCCUCUUACACCGCGGACUUCAGUGAGGCAGAAGAGGAAAACAGGUAGGAGGAAGAAAGGAAGCAAAAGAAGAACUCAGUCAAAAUCUUCUGCUGGCAAGAAGAGUUCAGGGAUGCAGCUGAAGAGACGCAAGCGUCUGACAAAAAAGAGAAGGGGGAAAAAGAUGAGAGUAAGAUCACAUGUGAAAAAUGAGGCUACUGCUCGGUCCCGCAUUGCAAGAGCCCUGGGCCUGAGCAAGCCUGUGCGUGGGGCCUCCCUCCCCUCCAUCUACAAGCCAACAGAGCCCUCGCUGGGCCUGAUGAGGGCAGACAUUGGUGCAGCCUCUCUCUCUGUGUUUGGAGACCCUUAUGAGUUGGACCCUUAUGAAAGCAACGAAGAGGUCCCUGUGAGCCCAGACUCACCAGUGAGUGCCAAAAGGAGGGUCCUGUCCCAGUCAGCGCUGAGGUCUCACCGUCCCGUAGCCAGACCUAUUUCUGUGGGACUUCCCAGAAGCAGUGUGCCUGCCUUGAGUCCUGAUCAAGAAGCAGAAGCUGCCCCUGUGCCUGAUCUGUUGGGAAGCAUCCUGUCUGGACAGAGUUUCCUCAUGAUGAGUAGUUCAGAUGUGGUCAUCAACAGAGAUGGUUCGCUGACAGCGAAGAAGGCAGCUCCACUUCACAGAAAAUCAGCAAAUGGCUCAAGAGUGGAUGAUGGUUCAGUUCAGGACACCCAAGCGAGUACAGUGCACUCAGGCACCACAGCAAGCAGCUCCAUUCCUGGACCUUCAGUUUCCUCAGGGCCAACUACUCGCACCAGACCCUCCUCCUCAAGCUUGUUUUCGUCGCCUUCGCCCUCGCUCGGCAGGAUGGAGCCUGCAGCAAACCUUGCACAGACUACAUCGCAAAAACCAACUGCAAAAUCAGAAUAUUCAAUGACACCCAGGUCUGUUCAGGCUCAGGAUAUAGCUGCUCUGAGCAGGCAUGCUUCCAAGUUAGAUGACAUGCCCAGAUUUAAUGGAAACUCUAAAAACUUUGCACCCACUGACUCAUCUUCAAAGUCUCCGAGCUGUAACUUGAGUUCUGGCUCAAAAGCUGUUUCUGUGAGGCAGCCAUUAAAGCCUCCUCCCAAGAGAAUUGACAUCUUUGAGCUUCCCCGGAUACCAAAGAUCAAAAAGGAAACCAGCAGCAAGCAGGUAGAGCCAGAACCUGCAGGAAGCCAAAGCUGUGACAUCCCCAGCUCCUGUAUAACCCAGCUGACGGGCAAAGAGGGCACGAGUCAGCCAGGGAAGGGUAGCAAGGUGGAGAGUCAGAAGUCCAGUGCCAGGGAGUCUCAGCAGCAGGCCCGUACGAGCGGAGUGGUGUUUUCUGCUACCCCAGGCACAUACACCAGCUCGUCGCUCCUAGAUACUUCCAGGGGCAAAGGCCCAAGCUCUUUUGAGAGCUUUAAAAUCAACAUUCCUGGAAAUGCAGGGCAUCCCAGCAGACUGUCCAACCCAGGGUUUUGUAACACCUUCCGCCCUGUGGAUGACAAAGUGCAGCAGAAAGAGACUCCUUCACCUCUUUUCUUGGUUAAGAAAAAGCAGGUGAAAAGUGAAAUCUAUGAUCCCUUUGAGCCUACGGGGUCGGACUCGAGUUCAGCCAGCAGCAGUCCUGAAAGGCUUGGCUCAGGGAUCCCACUGACUAACAUCACCAGGACUAUUUCCAUUGAAAAUCCAAAAGUUCAAACGUUCCAAACUGUCCGUCGCUUCACCCCUUACGUGAUGGAAAAUGUAUUUGGUUCUGGGACUGACUCGGACGUACCAUCUGGUAACGGUGAGUCCCGUGGGGACGUGACAGUAGGAAGCAGGAUUGUGGAGCAGAUCUCUGAUACAGAGGAACGAGACCACAUGGAUGAAGAGCACUUGCUAAGCAGUCCUUGCACUUCCUCUGCUGUUAAGCAGAUUUCUAGUGCAGAGUGUUUAAAGGAGGAAAGCAGAGAGGGCCCUAAUGUAUUCUUUAAUGCCGAAGAAUUGAUUAGACCUAACAUUAAUGUGAAACUAGAACCAGGGAGUCCCUCGAGGAACGAUGGGCAGCAGAAAGUCCAAAAGGGAGAACAAAUAGAGAGGCGAUCGCGUUCCAGGUCCUGCUCCAACUCCAGCUCCAGAAGCAAGAAGAAGAUGAAGAGGAAAAAGGCAGCUGUCAAAGAACGUAAGAGAUCCCGGUCGGGGUCUAGGGAUAGAGCACACUCGAGGGACCGAAGCUCAAGAUCUACCUCUUGGUCAGGGGGAGAAGAGCACAGGAAAACACAGACAUUGAAAUCCAAAAGCAGGAGGUCGUCUACUGACCGUUCCAGCAGUCAUGAACGAUCCAAAAAGAGGAAAGCGAAGGAUAAAACCAAGGAUAAAAAGGCAAAAACUUCUUGGUCUAGAGAUAAAAGGAAAUCUAGGUCAUGUUCAGGGAGUCCUGGAAGUGCUUCUGAGUUUCAUGAAAACAGGAAAAAGAAAAGACAGUCUCGGUCAAGAUCAAGACGGAGGGAACGUUGCCGAUCGAACAGCGUCGAGAGGACCAAGAGGCGGAAACACAGGAGAGACAAAAGCUAUGAGAGGUACGAGAAAGAGAGCAGCAUGAGGUCGAGGGACAGAAAGAAAUCGAGAUCCAGGUCUCGGGAGAGGAGAAAGUGGAGGUCUCGGUCUCGGUCUGCAUCUCGAUCUCGGGAGCACAAAAGCAGCAAAUCCAAGGAAAAAAGACCACGAUCGAGGUCACGUUCCAAAGAAAGAAAACGCAGAUCAAAAGAGAUCUCACUUCCUCCAGCAGAAAAGGAUCAAAAGUCUCCAGAUGAGAACAUGCUCAGGUGUCUGGAGCAACCCUGUUCCUUCAAAGAAGAGCCAAAGGAGGAGCUGGUACUAGAAGAGCUUUCCAUAACCAUCCAACCAAAUGUCAAACUUGAGGAAAUACAGGCUGAGACCCUAGUUCAAGGGAGAGAGGUCCCAGAAACUCCAAAGGUCUGUCAAGAGGUGACCAGUGAAACUGUGUUCCCUGUGCCAGAGAUCACAAACAUUUGCGUUCCUGUUGGCAGUGUGGAUUCUGUUGCAGAAACAGACUUAAUGAGCAGUAGUGAUCCAGCAGUGCUUGGCAGCUGUAGCAAUACAAACCUUGAGAUUACAGUCAAAAUAGAAAAUACUGCAUUCUGUCCAUCCCUGGUGGAAACACCCCCAAAGAAGGAGGUUCUCCUGCACACCCCCACUGAGGCUGCACCGAUUCAAAGCUCGUCCAAAAGCAAAAUGACAGACGGUGUGAAGGAGGUUAAAGAUGAGUGCCUUGUGCCAGACGAGACAAGUGGUGAUUUCAGCAAGCCUGAACUGGAGGUGGUACCUCAAAGUCCUGCACUGAAAUCAAAAGCACCAGUGAAAAGAGUUACCUGGAAUCUUCAAGAGGAAGAAAGCGGCACGUUGUCUGCCGGAAAAGCUCCAAGGAUGCCGUUUUACAAACUUCAGCGAGCAAAGGAAGGAGCCUGGAAAGCAGAGGACUUGAACCAGACGUUAAAUCAGGUGUACUGCCAAGCCGUGCCGGUGCUGCCCGCCGGCCUGCCGCCCUACGCGCCCGUCAGCCAGCCCACCGUGCAGUUCAUCAUGCAGGGCAGCCUCCCGGCGCUGGGCUGUGCCGGCACACACAGCCUCAGCCGGGCCGCCGAGCCGCCCAGCCUCGCCCCUGCCUGUGAGCCCGGAGCGCAGGCGGCUGCCGUGGGCAGUGCGGAGGAGAAGAUCAAAGCGCCCAGACCUCCCGUGGACAGAACUAAAAACGAGGAAUACAUGAAGAAGCUUCACAUGCAGGAAAGAGCUGUGGAAGAAGUAAAACUUGCUAUUAAACCUUUUUACCAGAAGAGGGAGAUUACAAAGGAGGAGUACAAGAGCAUUCUUCGAAAAGCAGUGCAAAAGAUCUGCCACAGCAAGAGUGGAGAGAUCAACCCGAUGAAGGUAGCUAAUCUGGUGAAGGCCUAUGUGGAAAAGUACAAACACAUGAGGAAACAUAAGAAAUCUGAUGGCGAAGAUACCCGUGAAGUGGAAAACUGAGCGGCCGGCGUGAGCGGGACUGGCCGUGCACCGGCAGCCGACACCACGCCGGAGGGUAACAGCUCUGCGCUGGCAUCUCACUGAAGACAGUGCGGAGGAGAGACAAUAACAUGACUUACCUGCACAACCUUCUUGGGAGCUGUUUCCCUAUGGGAAUGAACUUGGGUUUGGGUUGGUUUGGGUUGUUUUUUUUUUUCUUUUGGAUUACCUACAAAUGUAGAAUUAAAUAACAAUCAAACACCUCAGACCAGCAGAGUAAUUCGUGGGGAAAGGCAGAAGAGGUUGACGUUGGGGCCUCCCAGAUUGCUACAGUUUUCAGGGUUACUUUGAUCACAGUUUUGGGCUGUGCACCUGUCUUGCUAAGAGUUUGGAACUGGACGCCACUUUUCAUACGCAGUAUAUUGAGAGCUGUAUACUGUCUCCCUUGUGUUUAUUUAUCGAGAUGCGGAUUGUCUUUAGAAAAUUCUGCUUUAAUACUUGAAAUGUUGUCUUUUUAGCCCGUUGGAUGGUGAGCAAAGCAUCCCUGGCUCUGUCACUUGGGCAUUGCAGACAUGAGCUAAUCUUUAUAAACCGACUUCAGAAACACUGCUCAAGCUGUGGUGUUUAUUUACAUUUUGUUGGAAGUAUCUUGUUAGCAAAAAGUUGGAUUUUGGGGUGGGAGACUGUUGCACUUCUGUAAAUAAUGCACUGAUGGCUGGUUUUGUGUCUGCCUUUCAGGAAAAAAAUGAAACAAAAACAAGCAUUGUGAAUUUUCAGUGACCAGCUGGAGGGAUAAGGCUGAAUUGAUGUACAGAGCAGAAAUGUGACAGAAUUUAUAAAGUUAUUUUGACUGGUUUUAGUCGGA
This is a messenger RNA of Colius striatus (speckled mousebird), 6031 nucleotides long. RefSeq names its product PHD and ring finger domains 1 (gene PHRF1). The transcript has 18 exons. NCBI's taxonomy places the organism in Eukaryota, Metazoa, Chordata, Aves, Coliiformes, Coliidae. Bases 163 to 5187 code for a protein of 1674 amino acids. The record is from RefSeq and is a predicted model, not a curated record.